Messenger RNA from Cygnus atratus (black swan), 2962 nucleotides. RefSeq names its product glucosamine-6-phosphate deaminase 2 (gene GNPDA2). Gene Ontology annotation, molecular function: glucosamine-6-phosphate deaminase activity; identical protein binding. Bases 430 to 1227 code for a protein of 265 amino acids. Gene Ontology annotation, cellular component: cytoplasm. The record is from RefSeq and is a predicted model, not a curated record. NCBI's taxonomy places the organism in Eukaryota, Metazoa, Chordata, Aves, Anseriformes, Anatidae. The transcript is spliced from 7 exons. Gene Ontology annotation, biological process: N-acetylglucosamine catabolic process; D-glucosamine catabolic process; carbohydrate metabolic process.
CGCCCGCUUCCGCUCCUCGCCGGCUGCCUCCGGGUCGCGGCCGGCCUGAGGAGGGGCGGUGGCGGCGGUGGCUCCCAUCGCCCUUCUCCCGCUGCCGCUCGGCACCGCUGAGGCCUCUCCUGGCGGUGAGCGGCGCCGGGGCAGGGGCGCGUUUGGUGGGGUGGAGGCGGUCGGUGGGGCCGUAGGUCUGUCUGUAGGUCUGUCUGUCCCUCGGCGGCCCGCCUGAAGCGCCGUUCUCGGGCCGCCCUUCUCCUCUUUAGCAUCGCCGCGACCUGGUAAAGCUUUAGCUUGCGGCCCUGGAGCUGCGGGGUCUCUGUCUGCUGGGUGUUCUCCUGGAGGAGAGGUGUUGGGUUUUUCAGUACCAGUGGGAUAGCGUUUCCCAUACAAAGGUUUAAGUUUAUUUUACUGUACAAGCUCCUCGCUGCCAUAAUGAGGCUAGUCAUUCUUGAAGAUUACGAUCAGGCAAGUGAAUGGGCAGCAAAAUACAUCUGCAAUCGUAUUAUCCAAUUCAAGCCUAGUCAAGGAAGGUAUUUCACGCUUGGUCUACCAACAGGGAGUACGCCCUUGGGAUGCUACAAAAAGCUGAUAGAAUAUCACAAGAAUGGAGAUCUCUCUUUCAAAUAUGUAAAGACGUUCAACAUGGAUGAAUAUGUAGGGCUUCCCAGAAAUCAUCCAGAGAGCUAUCAUUCGUAUAUGUGGAAUAACUUCUUUAAGCAUAUUGACAUAGACCCAAAUAAUGCUCAUAUCCUUGAUGGGAAUGCUCCAGACUUACAGGCAGAAUGUGAUGCGUUUGAAAAGAAAAUUGAAGAAGCAGGGGGGAUCGAUCUGUUUGUUGGAGGCAUUGGUCCAGAUGGCCACAUUGCAUUCAAUGAACCCGGAUCAAGUUUGUCUUCAAGAACAAGAUUAAAGACUUUAGCAAUGGACACCAUUUUGGCAAAUGCUAAGUACUUUGAUGGAGACUUAUCUAAAGUACCAACUAUGGCGCUAACAGUUGGUGUGGGUACAGUGAUGGAUGCUAGAGAAGUGAUGAUUCUUAUAACAGGUGCACAUAAGGCUUUUGCAUUGUACAAAGCGAUUGAAGAAGGCGUCAAUCACAUGUGGACAGUUUCUGCUUUCCAGCAGCACCCUCGUACUAUCUUUGUGUGUGAUGAAGAUGCUACUUUAGAACUAAGAGUUAAAACUGUGAAGUACUUUAAAGCGCUCCAAUAUUUUCUGAAUAGGAAAUAAACAAUACUUCAAGUCACAACUGUGGGUAAUUUGUAUAUGACAAGAAAAAAUCUAUACUAGAAUAGGAACUAGUCAAGUUCUAAAUCAAGUUCACCGUUGAACUACUCAAGUUCUAAAUCUGCAUUAACAGUCUGAUUUCUGCCUGUGUAGGACCAGAAGUAUAUGAUUAAUUGCAAAGAUACCACAAUGCUAGAAUGUUGCAACUCAAGCUGUAAAAGUAUUAGUAUGUAUAAAUCUGAUUUUUAUGGCAAAUUGUGAUAUAAAGAAUUUUAUGUUGCUAUUACGCAGUUUUUAGUACAAAGGAGAGAUGGGUGGAUCUCUCAUCAUGUGUUCAAUUGAUUUGGAAGUAUUCCAGAUCUUUUUGACUGGUUUAUUACAGCUGUCUUGUCCCUGUUCAGUUUAUACUGAAGAUGUCAAUAGUAUUUAAGUGAUAAAGGAAUAUAUAUAUAUAUAUAUAUAUAUAUAUAUAUAUAUAUAUACACACACACACACACACACACACACAUAUAUAUAUAUAUAUAUAUAUGCAUGCUGUCUUAACUUACUUACUUCUGAUUUUAACCUACCUUGAAUAGCCAUUCUCUUUCUCUUCAGUGAACUGUUUAAAAUGUGUAAUUUGAAGUAAAGCCCAAAUAAAAAUGUGGAUAGAGAGAAAUGUUGAAAAAGUAUAACAAUUGUAAAGCUGGCAUUGUUGCUUUCCCCUCAAGGUUUAAUGCAUGUGCACAAUAAACUUGUGGACCCACUGUACAGUAUGAAAGAAAACUGAAAGAAGAAUUGAAGAAGAACUCCAUGUGGGUCAACAGCAACAGUUUUAGGUAGCAGAUGAGUUCACUGCUAUGCAAUAUGUUGAAAACUGUUUAAAAUGGGGAAUCCAUGUACUGUAUUUUUUAAAGGUCCAAUAUCUGUACAUUUACAUUCCAUCUCUAUUUGCUGUGUCAUGCCUUUUGCUUUAACACUUGGAACUCUGGCUGUUACAAUAACUAAAUGGAACAGAACAAACCUGUGGGAGACUGCAUGUUACAUAGGGGUGGAGGGGGGUGGGUGGGGCAGAGCACUUAUUUUAGCACAGCAAUGUAAUGCAUCUGUUAGAAUAUCUUAUUUCUAAGAAUUUAUAAUUUUGGCUCCAUUAGUGCAACUACACUUUGCAUUUGUGUUUCUAGGCAGAAUGGUUUUGGCCUUUGUUAAAUACUAUGGACUUGUAAUAGCUGUACACUUUCUACUAUGAAAUGUUCUGUUUACGUGUAUCUAAUGCACACUGAGCUUUUGCACUUGGUUGCCUUAAAUUUAUCUUAUACAAACAGUUUUGGGGCAUCUCAAGUCCUGCUGUACAAUUCAGGCAAAUAAAAAUACAAAAACAGUGCCUAUAAAUGCACCCAAUUCUUGAAAGUGUCAUAACUUAUUCUAGUUGCAAACAUUAAACUUCUGUCAUAGUACUUUCUUCUCUCAUGUAUUUCAAAUUAGUUUAGGAUUUUUCAAUUUUUUUUAUAAUUGAGCUUUAUCCAUAAGGAAAAAGCGAGGUGUUCCUUUCUGGAGAUAUGUUUAACUGUAUCAGCUGUUACCUGCAAAAAGGUUAAUUUCUAGGAACAUAAUGUCUACUAGUUUAAAUUAUCAUGUAUUAAAGUCACUGUUAACCACUCUGUAAUAAUUACCUCUCAUUGUAUCACUAUAAAUAUUGAUCUGUUACAAGGAAUGUUAUUUCCUACUUUGAAAAAGUAAAAUGUAAAUAUAAAUAUCA